Molecule: messenger RNA, 582 nt
Organism: Morchella sextelata
Lineage: Eukaryota; Fungi; Ascomycota; Pezizomycetes; Pezizales; Morchellaceae
Exons: 1
Coding region: 1-582 (193 amino acids)
Source: RefSeq, a predicted model, not a curated record
AUGGCUGCCCUUGGCGGAUUUGUCCAGAACCAGUGGGAUGUCCCCGUGAAUGAUGCGAACUACCACCAAGAUUCGGAUAAAGUUGCAGCAAUGCGCUACCAAAGUAUCUGGCCUGUAGUCGAGGCUCUUGAUACAUCCGGAUGGCUACGCACGGAAAUGGAUUACCAUACCUAUCGUUGGACACAACUGAUCAGGGGCAUGUAUACCUUUGGGCACAACCAGGUGGCGUAUGGCAGGCUGAGAGCAUUGGGCGCUGGAACCGCGGCGCAGGACACUAAGAGAAGGAAUGAGCGGUUGCGACUGAAGAAAGCUUACAAUGAGCUUGUGGCAAGCACAGUGAUGCUCUACCAGAGGGUUUGCCGGUUCAUUGGUAACGACCAUCGGGGUAAACCCUCUAGAAUGAAUCGCAACUUUGACCCAGACUUUCUCCUCUGGAGUGUAAAAUGGUUUGACUUAAUGAAGACAUACAAGUGGAAACAUGCGAUGAUGGAAGGUAGGACUACUUAUCGACGGGAAUUUAGGGUUGGGCCGACUUAUGUACCUCUGGAGGGGGGAAAUUGGCGCGACCUCACGAGGUUGUAG